AGGUAAAGUGCGCGCUGAAUUUGUUGGGCCUUGGCUGCUGCCAGAAUCUUUGCAGAAUGCAAUCUGUUGCAAGACAAGUGCGAUGCGCGAAUCGUCUAGGUACUCCAGUGCAGUUCCGCAUAGCUUCAUCCUGCAUUCAAUGGCAGUGUCAACGGAGAGCUGCUAGUUACUAUAAUCCUUUGCAGUGGAUCCAGGAGAAGUUUGCUCCGAAGGCAAGAAAAGCGGAUCCAGUGGAAGAGAAGAAAAGAGGUGAGCAGGAGAAACAAGGCCAGCAGAGUGUGUUCGAGGCAGCUGUGAGCCACGAGAAGCAGGCCCGACCUAAGACAACAUCUGCCGAAAGCGCUCCUACUGUCAUCAAGAAGAAGGCUACUGAACAUAAAUAUUCCACGGCUAACUUCAAAAUUUCACAUAGGAAGCUCAAUAUGAUUGGCCGACAGAUAUCUGGAAAGCCAAUUGACCAUGCUAUCGUGCAAAUGCAAUUUAGUGAAAAGCGGGCCACAAGCCGGAUAAAGAGCAUGUUGGCGACAGCUAAACUUCAUGCGACGGCGUACAAAAAUAUGGAUCCUUCCAAACUCAUCGUUUCGGAAGCCUGGGUGACCAAAGGACCCAAGCAACUAAAACGACUUGAGCCUCGGGGACGUGGCAAGUUCGGUAUUAGGGUUCACCCCGAUUCACGCAUGCAUGUGAUUCUGAGGGAAGGGAAGACAUUCGAGCAAUUGAAGAAGGAGCAACGCGAGCGGCGUUUGAGAAGAAUAGUCUCUGCAGGGUUGGUUAGGGAGGAUGUACCCCUCAGAAACCCCGCUCGGACCUGGCAGUGGUAGCGGUCGUUUCUAGUCUUAAUUAUACUUUCAGUCGAUACAAAAUCGUGCUUUAUUCAAGUGUGAGCCUGUGAGAGCUCUUCAAAUGUU
Molecule: messenger RNA, 908 nt
Organism: Suillus fuscotomentosus
Lineage: Eukaryota; Fungi; Basidiomycota; Agaricomycetes; Boletales; Suillaceae
Product: ribosomal protein L22/L17
Exons: 5
Coding region: 57-821 (254 amino acids)
Biological process (GO): translation; ribosome assembly
Cellular component (GO): ribosome; mitochondrial large ribosomal subunit
Molecular function (GO): structural constituent of ribosome
Source: RefSeq, a predicted model, not a curated record